This is a messenger RNA of Leptidea sinapis, 1002 nucleotides long. RefSeq lists its product as uncharacterized. Lineage: Eukaryota; Metazoa; Arthropoda; Insecta; Lepidoptera; Pieridae. Bases 123 to 974 code for a protein of 283 amino acids. The record is from RefSeq and is a predicted model, not a curated record. Gene Ontology annotation, molecular function: protein binding. The transcript is spliced from 2 exons.
AAUGUUGACAUAAACCUAUUUAUAAAUGAUACCAAUGUGCAGGUUGGUAUUUUGCCUUUUUUCACGCAACGAUUCCUAUAGGUUAUGUUCUGCCUUAUUCUAUUUUUCAGGUUGAUCCUGUUAUGAACAUUAAUAAAGAUCGACGUGGUAUUAGUAGAAUGGAUACUGUGUUGCAAACUGUUAAUGAGGAAAAGUCUCUAUCACUAUCUACAGAUGAUUCCUCUACGUUAUCCAGUGCUGCAACUAUAAUUCAAGCUCAUAUACGAGGAUUUCUUGUUCGAAGUAAAUUAAGUAAUAAUAAAGUACAGAGUUCAUUAUCUCCAGCUGAUUCUGAUGGCUUUUCUGGGACUUCGCUAGAAGUUGAUGGUGAUCAAACAAAAGGGAAAACUGUUCUGAAUAUUCAUAUUGUACCCGAUAGGGGACAUUUUACGAGCCGAGAUGAGAGUAUGAUUACGUCCGUGGAAUUGUCGUUAGAUGGUAGUCCACCCACUUCUAUGAACUUGCACCCUUCGAGCUGUGAUUUGACUGAACGCCGGAAACAAUUGAAGAGGGAGGAUGCUGUCCAGUCUGCCACACCACCAAGCAACAGUAGCAGCAAGCUAAGCGAAGAUGUGGAUUCUGUUAGAGAAAUAGCUGCUUCAAAUACAAUAGAUCAAAAAUUAUCAAAUCGAGAAUCACGUAGUUUAAACGAACGAGACUCGAUAAGCAAUGAAAUUGUAACAGCUGUCGAAAUAGAAGGCAAACAUUUAAAUCAGGAGGACUCUGAAGACUCCUUGACAAAGAGUGAGAUAAAUGUUGUAACGCCAUUUGCUAAACAUGAUAAUGGCGAACUUAAUUUAGAAUUGAACCGAGAGAGUUUGAUGCAUUCAAGUGAGCUUCACGAGGCAGUUGUACCUACACGGGUAUCCCGGAGUGAUAGCUCGGUCACCCGCGAAUUUCAUAACGUGUUGGCGUUUUAUUUGCUGUGGAAUUGAUACUUUACGUCGAUAAUCCAAUAAGAUC